This is a messenger RNA of Penicillium cataractarum, 1131 nucleotides long. RefSeq lists its product as uncharacterized. Bases 1 to 1131 code for a protein of 376 amino acids. The transcript has 2 exons. Lineage: Eukaryota; Fungi; Ascomycota; Eurotiomycetes; Eurotiales; Aspergillaceae. The record is from RefSeq and is a predicted model, not a curated record.
AUGGCGGAACGUCUUCUACCCAAGGUCCCUCCCCCUAGGGGCCUGGAAGACCUCCCACCCGAGCUCCUUCAGAACAUCCUGAUCGAGCUCGAUAGCUAUUCGAUCAAAUCGGCUGUUCUAUCGGGUGCUGCAUUUAACCGUGCUCUCAAGGACCGAGAAGGCUAUCUGUCACCCCGUUUCAUUCAGCGCCAGAUCCCGGCCGACCUGAUGCACGCUGCCUUGGCCGUGUAUUUCACCAUCGGCGCACGGAAGUGGCCGACAAAAGACAUCGCGCAAUUUCCCGUCAAUUACUUCACCCUCGACGAAAGCUACUUCGAGGGUCCGUUGACCCUGUCACUAUCGCAAGCAGUCAAAAUGGCCGAGCUACAUAAGGUCGUUGAAUUUCUCGGCAACAAGCUGGCAUCUGAUGCUUUGGCCUUGAUGAACUUCGAUCAUCUUCGGCCUGUGCAACCCCCGACAUCGACAGAGUUCAAUCGGAUUUAUCGCGCACUGUACCGGGUCGAAGUUCAUCGUAACAUUUGCCCAGAAGGUGUCGUUUGGCCCCCUAAUGGAGCCAAGUUUCCCUCUUUCUCCCCCUGGGAGAAUGAACAAGUCGCCUGCGUCUACCAGGCCCUGCGGAAGAUUGUCUACCCUGCCGUGGAACAGCUCAUGGGCGAAGGUUCCCCCGAGCCACAGGAGCGUAACAUGGAGCAGCAGACAUACGCAAACGCUACCAACCAGAUCUAUCUGGGCCUGUCUCACGUCAAACGCCACGCGGAGGCUACGGCUGUUUUGGCUCGAAACAGCCUUGGUUUACAGAGAGACAUAGCCAAGGGUGGGCUUUUCGAUUAUUUCCUCAGAUACGCCCUCCAACCCUGGAUGCGGGAUGUGGGAGAUCGUCAGAUCGAUGGCGCAGAGGGUGAGAUGGCUUUCGAGCCAUGGUAUUCCGAUCCAGAUUCGGGACCCGAAGAUAUCUGGGCGCUGGGCCCAUUUGGGCGAGAAACUAAGCAACACUGUCGACAAUCCCACUCGCGUUUUGCUCCGGAGAUGGGGAUAUGUCAUGUGGGACCGAUGGCGGCUCCUCGAAAUGGAAAUUAUGGACCGGCCAUUCGACGUCUAGGCAGAUACAAGGUUGUCGCCCUGCCAUGGUGA